Molecule: messenger RNA, 1976 nt
Organism: Penicillium canescens
Lineage: Eukaryota; Fungi; Ascomycota; Eurotiomycetes; Eurotiales; Aspergillaceae
Product: OTU family ubiquitin thioesterase
Exons: 8
Coding region: 150-1622 (490 amino acids)
Biological process (GO): protein K48-linked deubiquitination
Cellular component (GO): nucleus
Molecular function (GO): ubiquitin binding; cysteine-type deubiquitinase activity
Source: RefSeq, a predicted model, not a curated record
CCUUUCUCUCUCCUCCUUUACUCCCCUUAACUCGGAGAUUGAUUCCGGAUAUCCCUGUAAGUCGAAUCCGCUGUGCCGGGCCACAUAGUGUUGCACAAAGACGUAUCUCCAAAUGUCAAGAACAUAAACUUGACUUCAACUCGUAUGCGAUGUCCAUAUCAAAACCCUGGAAUCAUCACUUCGGUUCUCACCCGUUCCCGGCCAAGCAGAACCUGAAUCUACAUCUCUACCGGGACGCCCUUUCCUCUUCUCUUCUUUCUCCAGUAGCUCUCUCUCUGCCUCUACCUAGCUACUCUCAUCCUCAUCCACCUACCAUGUCCAACAUGAAUGCCCUCUCCGCAGAUGAGAUGGAGCGUUUCCAAAAACUCUCUAAUACCUACGAGCCGGAUGUACAGGGACCACUUGUCUCACGCAAGGAGCCUACUCAGAGUGUUGCGUUGGAAUAUGCUAAUGCAGACCAUGCGCUCUCUGCAAAGACUAAUGCGCUGGCCAUCACCCACCCGGAGUAUCGUAUCAUGAAAGGUGAUGGCAACUGUGGCUGGAGAGCGGUGGCUUUUGGUUAUUUCGAAACGCUGUUUGCGUUGCGUGACCCCAUGCGCAUCCAGCGUGAGAUUACUCGCUUCAAGUCGCUCGAGAUGCUCUUGAAGCAGGUUGGGCAUUCGGAACACCUUUAUGAGAUCUUUACCGAUGCUACUGAGGACCUCUUUACCCAGACUAUUAAUGCUAUUCAGGGUGGUGCCGGGGAUGAAUCUUUCCUUGUUGAUGCUUUCAAUAAUGAGUUUGCGUCCAGUGCUGUUAUUACUCAUUUCAGACUUUUGACGAGCUCUUGGAUGAGACUUAAUCCACAUCGAUACCAGGCUUUCUUGUCUCUGCCGCUGGAGCAGUAUUGCGCCUCGCAAAUAGACCCGUUGAAGACUGAAAUUGAUGAAGUUGGUCUUCAGGCACUGGUCGACGGGGUCAUUGAAGGUGCCGGCUUUGGCGUGGAGAUUCUGUACCUCGACCGAAGUGAAGGCGAUGCUGUCACACCUCACCAGCUAUCCCCUCACAACCCCAGCGGUGCAACAAUCCGUCUCCUCUACCGACCAGGCCACUACGACCUUCUCUACCCAGCCGACCCAAAUGUGAACAUGGAACCGAUAGUCAACUACCAAUACGCAAUGACAUCCGACUACUCCAACUGGAACGAAGGCCCCCUCGGAUUCGACGUCGACUCGUCUCUAAUGGCCAUCCCAAACCUCAUGGCCGAUCCAUCCUUCGCAAUGGGCACCCCCAUGUCGCCCAUGCCAUCAGUCUCACCAACCCCAACCAGUCCAUUCCGAAUGUCCCCCCAACAAGAAAUGUACCAGUCGCCCAUGCAGACUCAUGCGCCAAUCCCGUCUAUCCCUGUUUCUUCACCUCCGCCACCAAUACCGCCCCCUUCUGCUGCGCCGCCCCCAAUGACUGCAUUGCCUAGUAGAUCGUCUGACGGCCCGCAGAUCAGACUCAACCCCUUGGUUAUGAAACCUAAUUUGAGUCGCUCGCUGCCUGUCACAACCCCCUUCAAAAAUUCGCCUUACAAUCAAGCCCAUUUCCAGAAUACCGACUUUGAACCUAUUCAUUGGGAACCUCAUGAUCGACGAUAAACAUGCCACGCGUACACGAGAUGGAUUUCUUUUUGCUUUUUUUCGCCUUGAAAAUUCUGGGCUUAGUGGACUUGCGGGAUUUGGUUGUUUCACCAUCCAAGUCCAGUCCCCGAAGCCGGUUUGGAUGAGCUUUUACAGUUGCCUGGUCCUCCCCUUAUGAGUUCAUUUUCUCUUCUUUCCUCUUCCCCCUUUUCCUAUGACUGUUCUCUUAGCGUGGUGCAGUGCGUUGCAUGGUACGAGCGUUUCACCCAGAUUGUUUCUUUUCUUCUUCCCUUCUUUCUUCCUUCGUUUCAGCCCCGGGGUCUUUCGUCUUUCAGCUUGAUUUUUCAUUUCAUUUCUCUUUCUAUUCUUCUU